UUGAAACAACACAUUAUAGUUUGCUUGUGAGAAAAAAGAAAAGAAGGAAAAAAUAGCGUUAUAGUAAUCAUCAAUUUUGUUAAGAAAUUUAUAUAUAAAAUGGCAGCUGGGAACUCAUCGGCUACUCUCACAUUUGCAAUCGGCCUUGUUGGCAAUGUUAUUUCAUUCUUCGUGUUUCUUUCUCCAUUACCAACAUAUUAUAAAGUGUACAAGAAGAAAUCGACCGAAGGAUUUCAAUCAACACCUUACGUCGUUGGCUUGUUCAGUGCGAUGCUUUGGAUAUAUUACGCGCUGCUUAAGACUGAUGCCAUGCUUUUAAUCACUAUUAACUCUGUUGGAUGCUUCAUCCAAACCUUCUACAUUUGCUUUUUUCUCUUUUACGCCCCAAAAAGAGCUAGAAUGGAGUGCUUGAUAGUCAUCGUGUUGUUGAUAGUUGUUGGAUUCGGAUUAAUAGUUGUGCUCACUUACUUUCUUGCUCAUGGAGCUACCCGUGGCGUGAUAGUUGGAUGGAUUUGCCUUGUGUUUUCCUUGUGUGUUUUCCUUGCACCUUUGGGGGUUUUGAAAAAAGUUUUUAAAUCAAAGAGUGUGGAGUUCAUGCCAAUUCUAUUGACAGUUGCACUGACCAUCAAUGCCGUUGUAUGGUUCUUUUAUGGGCUUCUUCUCCGUGAUUUCAAUAUCGCGAUUCCAAAUGUACUUGGGUUCACUUUCGGUGUUGUUCAAAUGAUCCUCUACUGCGUAUUCAAGAACAAACACCGAGCCAUGUCUAAAGUAAUUGUCGGCAAUCUUGAAGAGGAAAUCGGUAAUUUGGAGGAGCAAAAAAUCCCAGCUGAAGAUGUGCUAGUUAUAGAACAGAAAGUGAUCGGUAUCGCGAUGGGAGUUUUAAUCUGUGCUGAAAUUCCUGUGGUUCCAAAACUAAACAAAAGUGAUUCGCUUCCCGUUAUUAAAAAGAUACUAAACAAAAGCAAAUCGCUUCCCGUGUUUGCAUCACUAAAGUCAUUCGCGAUACGAAGCUGAUCAUUAUUCUGUGGUGGCUAUAUCCUCAAUGCAAGUUAAUUUGUCGAUCGAUUUGAACCACUUCAAACCAUUGAGGCUACAAAGUGCAUGAUCAUCGAGAACUUAUUAUAUAUAUAUAUAUAUAUAAAUUAUAUAUGUAUCUUUCACGUUUAAUGUAGAGUAAACAAAUUGGGAUUGUACGUGUCAAACAGCUCGAGCUACAGUUUUUUAUCGCGAAACUUUAGCUUGCACUCAAGCAUUAUAUAA
This is a messenger RNA of Erigeron canadensis, 1260 nucleotides long. Its product is annotated as bidirectional sugar transporter SWEET10-like. Gene Ontology annotation, molecular function: sugar transmembrane transporter activity. The transcript has 6 exons. Gene Ontology annotation, cellular component: membrane. The coding region runs from base 100 to 1014 and encodes 304 amino acids. NCBI's taxonomy places the organism in Eukaryota, Viridiplantae, Streptophyta, Magnoliopsida, Asterales, Asteraceae. The record is from RefSeq and is a predicted model, not a curated record. Gene Ontology annotation, biological process: carbohydrate transport.